AAGCAUCCAACAAGGAGCCACCCACAGAAAAUUAUAGUGCAGCUAGGUGUGAAUCAACUGAGACAUAUUUGCACCGAAUGGUAAUGCCUUUUACUUACCUCAGACAAAAUUCCUCUUAGCACAUCAUUUUUGGCAUGAGCACUAUGGCUGGCAAAGCCCAUGGGAAGCUGGACUGCCUGGCAGGUGACACCCACCCGGGCAGGUAUAAAUAGCCAGCAGCAAGGACAGCCCGCUGCACUUUGAUUUCCCGAGUCUCGCUGUGCACAGCUUUGCAUCCGGGGCUGAACAUCGGAUCCCUUCGCCAUGAGCUGCAGCAUCAAGAGAACGUCCAGCACCUCGUACAGGAGCGGAGGAGGAGCCGGAGGCGCCUGCGGAGGCAGCAGCGGCCGCAGCUCCUCCGUGUCCUGCCGGCGCUACGCCUCCUCCGUCAUCGGCGGGGGCAGCUACGGCGGGGCAGCCUGCGGGGGCUACGGCGGCGGCCUGAGCAUGGGCGGCCUCGCCGGGGGCUUCGGCGGGGGCUUCGCGGGCAGCUGCGGCCCCGGGGGGGACCUGCUGCUCAGCGGCAAUGAGAAGGUCACCAUGCAGAACCUCAACGACCGCCUGGCCGCUUACCUGGACAAGGUGCGAAGGCUGGAGGAAGAGAACGCUCAGCUGGAGCACCACAUCCGGGAGUGGUACAGGAAACAAGCUCCCAGCGUCUCCAAGGACUACAGCUCCUACUACCAGACCAUCGAACAACUCCAGAACCAGAUCAUUUCUGCCACUGUGGACAACAACAGAAUGCUUCUGGACAUUGAUAACAGCAAGAUGACUGCUGAUGACUUCAGAAUGAAGUAUGAGAAUGAGCUGGUCAUCCGUCAGACCGUGGAGGCUGACAUCAAUGGCCUGAGAAAUCUCAUGGAUGACCUGACUCUGGUUAGAUCUUCUCUGGAAUCUGAGCUGGAGUCCUUGAAGGAUGAGCUGAUUGCUCUCAAGAGAAACCAUGAGGAGGAAAUGAGGCAGCUCCAGUCCCAAACUGGUGGCGACGUGAGCGUGGAGGUCAAUGCUGCCCCUGGAGAAGACUUGACAAAGAUCCUGAAUGACCUGAGAGAUGAAUAUGAGCAGAUCAUUGCGAAGAACCGCAAGGAGGUGGAGCAGUGGUAUGAGGUCAAGAUCCAAGAAGUCAACCAGCAGGUCACUUCCAGCAGCCAGGACAUCCAGACCAGCAGCCACCAGCUGACCGAGCUGAGGCGCGAGAUGCAGAACCUGGAGAUCGAGCUGCAGGCACAGCUCAGCACGAAAAGCUCUCUGGAAAACUCCCUGGCAGAAACCGAGUCUCGCUACAGCUUCCUGCUGCAGCAAAUCCAGGCGCAGGUCAACUCUGUGGAGGAGGAGCUGGCCAGCAUCCGCUGUGAGAUGGAGGGUCAGAGCCAGGAGUACAAGAUGCUCCUGGGUAUAAAAACCCGCCUGGAGCAGGAGAUCCAGCAGUACCGGGCACUGCUGCAGGAGGGGCAGCAGGAUCUUGUUGCCUCCCAAGGAGCUUUCCAAGCAGGUGGAAAAUCCUCCCAGUCAUACUCUGCUUCCUACUCUCAUUCCCAGAGUGGAGAUAUGUCAGGGCAGUCAAGAGUGUGCUAGAGCAGUGGAGGGGCCCUGGCACCGUCCAGCUGAGAUGCACCGACCGUGGGCGGCGAGGGACACCCGAGAGUUUCUGCAGCACGGCCGAGGCAGCGGGAAGGCUUUGGAAGACGAGCCUGGUCACCUGCCCCAGCACCCCCUCCUCUGCCCUGCAAGGCUUGGCUUACUCAACUUGUCUUUGGCAACUCGUUCUUUGUUAAAGGGCUCACACUCUGCUGGUAACUCUGCUCUAAUAAACCUUUAUGUCUGCAAUUCAAAUCACAACAUGUCUGAGAAAAUAAACUGAACCAACCUCGUGCGGGUACUUAUCCAGAUCAUCCACCAAACACGGGCUCUGGAGCUGUACUGGGUACAUGAUCUCAGGACAGGCCAUUCUGCACUAGGAAAAUGGACACAGUGCUGGGAUAGAACCACCGAGUGAAAAGAAAUAUCAGGAAUUGUGACCAUGGCUGUGUGAGGUGAGAGAACAGCCAGCCUCUGCCGAGGGGAACUGCCGGGUGAGGCUGGCAGAACUCUCUCUUCACAAGCAAGAGAUAUAAGGUGGAAAACAGAAAUCUUGUUGUCACUUCUUGACACAUUUUUUCUCCUUCCUGAGAUGUUAAAAACCAUUUAC
This is a messenger RNA of Motacilla alba alba, 2227 nucleotides long. Its product is annotated as keratin, type I cytoskeletal 14-like. Lineage: Eukaryota; Metazoa; Chordata; Aves; Passeriformes; Motacillidae. The transcript has 8 exons. The coding region runs from base 304 to 1614 and encodes 436 amino acids. The record is from RefSeq and is a predicted model, not a curated record. Gene Ontology annotation, molecular function: structural molecule activity. Gene Ontology annotation, cellular component: keratin filament.